GGUAAGAAGAAAAAAAACCUUUAUUAAACGAUCAAAACGACAAAACAUGAGAUUGAGAGAGUGAGAGAGAGGGAGAGAGAGCCGUUGCGCACAAAGAAGCCGUUGCGCCUCACCACCGAUACUCCGUCGCCGUUUCCAGCUCCGUCGCCCGCUUCUCCGGCAGCCUCCAGCCAACUCAUUUGUCGCUUGCUUCUGUCACUUGCUUCGGUUGUUCUGAAGAAGUCGGUCUCUAAAAAACGGAGAAAGGUGAUAUUUUAGCUCAAACAUAGAGUAAAUUUGCUGAGUCGGGAAAGAGAAACAGAGAAGUGAGUUAAGCUAUGGCUUCGCUUUUAGAACCAGAAAGCCCAUCGCCAAGCAUCUACAUACCUGAGGAAUGGUCCGAGGCCGCAGACUCCAUAGCAUACGACUCGGUCACUUCGCCGCCUCCCAUUGCUCUUAUUUGCGGCGCCAAAAACUCUGGCAAAACCACCUUCUCCCGCUACCUCCUCAAUGUCCUUCUCCAGAGGUAUAGGAAAGUAGCUUAUUUGGAUACAGAUGUUGGUCAGCCCGAGUUUACUCCACCUGGUUUUGUAUCCCUCACUCUAGUUGACAAACUAACUCCGGAUUUGACGAUCCCGUGUCUGAAGACACCAGAGAGAUGCUUCUUCUUCGGUGAUGUCUCUUCAAAAAGGGAUCCAACGGCAUACUCAAAUGCCGUAUUUACCCUAUGUGAUUACUAUCGAAAGGAUUAUUGUUUGUCCAGCAAGAAUGAAAACCCUACUAAGACUGAAUUGCCUCUUGUCGUAAAUACUCCUGGCUGGGUGAAAGGUGUUGGUUAUGACAUAUUGGUGGAUAUGUUGAAAUACAUUGUUCCCACCCAUGUAGUUAAAAUAAACAUAUCUGCUGAGAGUAAGAAUCUACCAGCUGGGGCAUUCUGGUUAGAUGAGGAUUGUGAUAAGAUGGUUAAUCUAAUUGAAAUCAAUUCAGCUCGUCAGGAUUCUUAUAACAGAUCGGUGCUAGUGCAAAAGGAUGCACGGCUUUUACGCGAUUUACGAUUAAUGGCAUAUUUCAGGCAGUGCUUUCCUAGUAACCUGAAUAUUACCACUAUCAAAGAACUUGCGCAUGCACUUGCCUCUCACUCUCCUUAUGAAGUUCCAUUGUCAAGUAUCAAGAUCAGACAUCUCCAUUGCCAGGUCCCAAGUUCUGAGAUAUAUUUCAGUUUGAAUGCAACCAUUGUUGGCUUGGCAGUUAGCUCUGAAGACUCUGAAAAUUUACCCUUGUGUGUUGGUCUUGGGAUAGUGAGAGGCAUCGACACUUUUAAAGGUUUGCUAUAUGUGAUCACACCUGUCCCUCAGAGCACUCUCGAAAAGGUUGAUCUUCUUCUGCAGGGGUUUAUCCAAAUUCCUACUUGCUUGUUGCAGGUCCAAGGAUGCAUAUCACCUUACAUGUCUGCAAAUGUUUUCUCUACGAGCUAGCUCUGAUGAUACCCAAGUAUAAUCUUUUGAUUCUUUUAGGAUCUCCUAUUUAGUUACUCAGCUAAGUUCCCCAACCAUUCAAGAGAUGGGCUAUAUAUAGUGACAGCAGAAGCCAGUUUUGUAUGGUUUCAAUAGACAUCGGAGAGACUCUGUGACUGUUGUAUUUGAAUGAAAUGCCAAUCCUGUGGAUUAUUCUAAUCUUAUUAUAUUAAUGGUGAUGAAAUUUAUUGAAAGAAACUACAUUAAGUCAA
Messenger RNA from Alnus glutinosa, 1705 nucleotides. Its product is annotated as polynucleotide 5'-hydroxyl-kinase NOL9. Bases 318 to 1454 code for a protein of 378 amino acids. The record is from RefSeq and is a predicted model, not a curated record. The transcript has 10 exons. Gene Ontology annotation, molecular function: polynucleotide 5'-hydroxyl-kinase activity. Gene Ontology annotation, biological process: cleavage in ITS2 between 5.8S rRNA and LSU-rRNA of tricistronic rRNA transcript (SSU-rRNA, 5.8S rRNA, LSU-rRNA). NCBI's taxonomy places the organism in Eukaryota, Viridiplantae, Streptophyta, Magnoliopsida, Fagales, Betulaceae. Gene Ontology annotation, cellular component: nucleus.